CUGCAGCAGACCCAGGCCGGCGCCUCCCUACAUGGACCUGGGACUCGGUGCUUGGUGUGUGGAGGGAGCGGACGCAGAGCGCCACAUCUGAGGAGAUAAACCCACGGUUGUCCAGCAUGGAGGGGAGGUCCAGUCUGCUGCUCUGCCUCGUCAUGGCGGCGUGUUGUCGUGGCAACGGCGCUCAGACAACAGUCUGCACCCAGGAGGCCGUGGCCGACAUGGUCUUCCUGGUGGACGGCUCGUGGAGCAUCGGCUUCGACAACUUUGAGCAGGUGCGGCGGUUUCUCUACACGCUGGUGGACAGCUUCGACGUCGGUCCUGAUCACGUCCGGGUCGGCCUGAUCCAGUACAGCUCCCAUCCUCAAACGGAGUUCCGGCUCAACUCCUUCCCGGACAAGCAGGCGAUCCUGGAGUACAUCCAGAAGGUGCCUUACCUGGGGGGCGGAACCAACACUGGAAAGGGCUUGGACUUCAUGCUGAAGAACCACUUUGUGGAGUCCGCCGGCAGCCGAGCGGGGCAGAAAGUGCCGCAGAUCGCCGUGGUCAUCACCGACGGCAAGUCCCAGGAUGAGGUGGAGCUCCACGCGGAGCAGCUGAGGAGCAGGGGCAUCGUCUUGUACGCCAUCGGCAUCAAAGAUGCAGAUGAAGACGAGCUGAAGCAGAUAGCCAACAGGCCGCACAGUCAGCACGUCCACAGCGUGUCUGACUUCAGCGCCCUGCAGGGCAUUUCUCAGAACAUCGUCCAGACGCUCUGCACCACCGUGGAGGAGGCCAAGAGGCAAAUCCAGCAGCUGUCUCAAGAAUGCGCCAACGCCAACAUGGCCGACAUCGUCUUCCUGGUGGACGGCUCCUCCAGCAUCGGCAUCCAUGACUUUCAGCAGGUUAGGUUGUUUCUGAAAAGCCUGGUCUCAGGCCUGGACGUCGGCCCGGACAAAGUCCGGAUCGGCCUGGCUCAGUUCAGCAGCGACGUCCGCACGGAGUUCCUGUUGAAGCAGCACCAGGACGCUGCAUCUCUGCUCACCGCCAUAGACACUUUCUCCUACAAGACCGGCGGCACGGAGACCGGCAAGGCCAUCGACUUCCUGAUCUCACAGCACUUCACGGAGGAGGCGGGCAGCCGAGCGGCUCAGAGAGUGCCUCAGAUCGCCGUCAUCAUCACUGACGGAGACUCCACAGACGAGGUGGAGGAGCCGGCCCAGCGCCUGCGACAGCACGGCGUCAUCGUCUUCGCCAUCGGGGUGGGAAAGGCCAACCUGGAGGAGCUGCAGCUGAUCGCUAACCAGCCUUCCCAGCUCUUCCUGUUCACCAUCGACAGCUACGAGGCGCUGCAGAGGCUGACGGCGGGUCUGCUGCAAACGAUCUGCAUCUCCAUGGAGGAUCAACGGCAAGCUUUGCAGGAGAAGUUUGCAGACAUCUUCUUCCUGCUGGACGGCGGCGUGACCUUGACUCAGUUCCAGCAGAUCAAAACUAUGCUCACCCGACUGACCAACCAGCUGGACUUCGGAGCGUCCGCCUAUCGUCUGGGCUUGGCCCAGUACGGUCGGACCGUCCGAGAGGAGUUUCGCCUCAACCAGCACCAAACCAAAAGAGAGACCCAGGAGGCGGUGAAGCGCUUUCAGCAUCUGCGGCUUCCGCCUACUGAACCGCGCAACCUAGGCGCCGCCUUGUCCUACGCCAGCACCAACUUUUUCACCGAGGAGGCGGGAAGCCGAGCAGCUCAGGGCUACAGGCAGUUCCUGGUGGUUCUGAGCGGGAAAGACUCCAGUGAUCCGGUGUUUAAGGAAUCCCGUAUAAUCAAAGCGGCAGGCGUCACCGUGGUGGGAGUGAGCCUCGGCAUGUCGAUGGAGGAGCUGCGCGUGGUUGCCACCGCGCCACAUGCUUACCCGAUCAGCUCCAUCAACGUGACUCUGCUCAGGCAGAUCUUUGAGACCGAGGAACCAGAGACCUUUCUGACUGGAGACUGCAUAGGUGCCAAACUGGCCGACAUCGUGUUCAUCGUCGACGAGUCGGGAAGCAUCGGUGUUCCAAAUUUCCAGCUGGUACGCUCCUUCCUGUACUCGAUCGUCAAAGGCCUGGAGAUCAGUCCAAACAGAGUCCAAGUGGGUAUCAUGACGUACAACCAAGUACCUACAGCACAGGUCUACCUGAACUCGUUCAAGAACAAAGACGAACUGCUGAGCUUCAUCAAGAUCCUGCCUUAUCAUGGAGGUGGCACAAACACGGGGGCUGCCCUGAACUUUUCCCGGGAGAACAUCUUCAUCGAGGAGAAAGGAAGCAGGAAGGAUAAGGGAGUGAUGCAGCUGGCAGUGGUGAUCACAGACGGAGAGUCUCAAGACAAUGUGAGCCAAGCAGCGGCUGAUCUCCGUCGUCACGGAGUCACGGUCUACUCCGUAGGAGUCCAAAAUGCCAACGAGGACGAGCUGACGCAGAUGGCUAGCUAUCCUCCACACAGACACGUGUUCAUUGUGGACAGCUUCACUAAACUGAAACCACUGGAGCAGAGCCUGCAGAGAACCCUCUGCUACGACAUCCUCCACCAGGCGGUCUCAGUCAGUCUGAGAAGAACCGGCAUCAAAGAAGGCUGCGUUCAAACAGAUGAAGCAGACAUCUUCUUCCUCGUCGACCACUCAGGAAGUAUUUAUCCGGCAGACUUCAGUGACAUGAAGGCGUUCAUCCUUGAGUUUAUUGACACUUUCCGCAUUGGGCCUCAACACGUCCGCGUGGGGGUUGUAAAAUAUGCCGAUUCACCAACUCUGGAGUUCGAUCUGAUGACGCACCAGGAUCAGACGGCGCUGAAGACCGCAGUGGAGGAGAUUCAACAGGUGGGAGGCGGCACAGAGACCGGGAAAGCCCUGAAGUACAUGAGUCCGCUGUUCAAGGACGCAGAGACGAGCCGCGGGCACAAAGUUCCCGAGUACCUGGUGGUCAUCACUGAUGGGAAGUCAACAGAUGAGGUAAAGGCUCCUGCAGAGGCUCUGCGGGCACAGGGGGUGACGAUCUACUCCAUCGGGAUCAAGAGUGCCGAUGUGGAGGAGCUGAAGGAGAUUUCUGGCGACCCUAAAAAGAUGUUCUUCGUUAACAAUUUUGACGCUCUGAAUCCAAUCAAGGACGACAUCAUCACUGACAUCUGUACUACAGAAGUUUGCAAAGACGUACCAGGCGACCUGCUGUUCCUCAUCGACAGCUCUGGAAGCAUUUACUCAAAGGACUACAGCAAAAUGAAGGACUUCAUGAAAUCUAUCGUCGGCUCGUCUUUCGUUGGCAAGAACGAGGUUCACAUCGGAGUCAUGCAGUUUGCCGAUAUCCAGAAGCCACAGUUUUCCCUCAAUGAGUACUUCACCAAAGAUGAAAUGAUAGCUGCCAUCGAUGGCAUGGAGCAGAUCGGUGGGGGAACGCUCACCGGCAGAGCCAUCUCAGAGGUGUCUCAGUACUUCCAUCCAGCCAACGGAGGACGGCCCAGCCUGGCCCAGAGGCUUGUUGUGAUCACUGACGGAGAGGCCCAAGACAACGUCAAAGCCCCCGCAGAGGAACUGAGGGCCAAGGGGGUUCUGGUCUACGCCAUCGGAGUGGUGGACGCCAACACCACCCAGCUGCUGGAGAUCAGUGGGUCUGCAGACAGGAUGUACACUGCGAGGGACUUUGAUGCUCUGCAGGAUCUGGAGAGACAGUUGUCCUUGGAGCUGUGUGAUCCAGAGAGAGACUGUAAGAAGACCGAACAAGCAGACAUCAUUUUCCUGGUGGACGGCUCCACCAGCAUCACCUUGGCCAAGUUCAGAAGCAUGCAGAAGUUCAUGCAGUCCAUGGUGAACCAGACCACGGUUGGCAGAAACCUGACUCGCUUUGGAGUCAUCCUCUACUCCACCUACCCCAACUCUGUCUUCACUCUGGGUCAGCACAGCACCAGACAGGAUGUUUUUAAAGCCAUCGCUGACCUGAAGUCCCCGUACGGAGACACCUACACAGGACGGGCUCUGCAGUAUACGUUACAGUACUUCGGCGCUGAGCAUGGAGGUCGGGCGGAGUUCCAGGUGCCUCAGAUCCUCAUGGUGAUCACAGACGGAGACGCGACUGACCGCUAUAGCCUGACUGAGCCAUCGGUGGCGCUGAGGAACAAAGGAGUCCAGGUGUUUAGUAUCGGAGUGGAGGGAGCCAACGUGACCCAGCUGGAGAUCAUGGCUGGUGAUAAGUCCAAAGUUUUCUACGUGGACAACUUUGAGGCCCUGGAAACGCUCUACAAGAACAUCUCCAGUGUGCUCUGUGAAUCCACCAAGCCAGCUUGUGAGAAACAGGAGGCGGACCUGGUUUUCCUCGUUGACCAGUCUGGCAGCAUCAAUACCAAUGACUACUCCAUCAUGAAGAACUUCACCAUUGAACUGGUGAAGAGCUUUCAAGUCAGCAAGGACUUGGUCCGCGUUGGCCUUGCCCAGUUCAGCAGCAGUUUCAAGAACGAGUUUUAUCUUAACCGGUUCCACCAGGAGAAAGACAUAUCCAGCCACAUCUCCAGCAUGAUCCAGGAGGGCGGAGGCACCAACAUCGGGGCAGCUCUGGAGUCCAUAAAGGAAUACUUUGAGGCUUCUCGCGGCAGCCGCAGGUCCUCAGGAAUCUCGCAGAAUCUGGUGCUGAUCACAGAUGGAGAUUCCCAGGAUGACGUGGAGGACCCAGCUGAUGCUCUCAGAGCUUUGGGAAUUGAGAUAUUUGCCAUCGGCAUCGGUGACGUCCAUAAGUUGGAGCUGCUGCAGAUCACUAAAGAUCCCAGGAAGCUGUUCACCGUGGAGAACUUUGGCAGCCUGGAUGCAAUCAAGAAGAAGGUAGUGGACACCAUCUGCAAGUCCAAACCCCCCUCAGAGGAAAGUGACUGCUCCAUCGACAUCACCUUAGGGUUUGAUGUCUCUCGGAGCGUUGAGAAUUUAUCCAGCAGCCAAAACAAGCUCCAGGUCUUCCUGCCAGAGAUCGCCCGCUACCUCUCCUCUGUGCCACGUCUGUGUUGCACCAAGUCCCCGGUCACGACCAACUUGGCCUACCGACUGUUGGGCAAGGACGGGCAGACCUUGUACGACUUCAACUUUGAGGGCUACAACGAGGACGUGGUGACGAAGGUCAUGACUUCUAGUCUGCGGGAGCCGUCUUUCUUCAACACGGCUAUGCUGAGAUCCUUUGAAGAGAAGUUCAGGACUCAGUCCAGAGCCGGUGUGAAGGUGCUGGUGAUCUUCUCAGAUGGACUGGAUGAAGGCGUGAUGACUCUGGAGAACGAAUCUGAGAAGCUGCGGCAGUCUGGCAUCAGCGCUCUGCUCAUCGUUGCCCUGGAGGGCGCCCGUAACGCCGCUCAGCUGCAGAUGGUGGAGUUCGGCCGAGGGUUUGGCUACAAGCUUCCUCUGAGCAUCGGCAUGCCGAGCGUCGGCAGCACCAUCCUCAAGCAGAUCGACUCGGUGUCGGACAGAGAGUGCUGCAACGUCAUGUGCAAAUGUUCGGGACCAGAAGGAGACCGAGGCUCCCGGGGGCCCCCAGGGCUAAAGGGCGUUCGGGGACAGAAGGGACACCCAGGCUUCCCAGGAGAGGAAGGUGUCGCUGGUGAAAGAGGCCCACCUGGACCCAGCGGACCUGCAGGGGUCCAAGGCUGUCCUGGACUCAGAGGACAGAAGGGCGGCCGAGGCCUCCGGGGAAACAGGGGUGAAGACGGAGAGGAUGGACUGAACGGAGUGGAUGGAGAACAGGGACAACCAGGAAAGGAUGGAGCGCGAGGAGAAAGAGGAAGUCCAGGAAACCCGGGUAUCCCGGGAACCAGAGGGGAGCUGGGCCUGGAAGGACAGCGAGGACUGAGAGGAGAUCCGGGGGAACCAGGCACUGACAACACGUCCCCGGGGCCCAAAGGAGAGGCCGGGUACCCAGGCUUACCGGGGCCUCCCGGACUGGACGGACCACAAGGAGAGACCGGCGGCGCUGGAAACCCGGGUCAGCCUGGAAGACAAGGAGCUCCAGGUGAAAAGGGCUCAGCUGGACCUCCUGGUUCUCCAGGACUACAAGGCGUCCAAGGAGCUUCAGGUCCUCAGGGUCCCAGAGGGACCGCAGGUCCACCAGGACCCAGAGGAGGCCCGGGUCUUCCAGGACCGCAGGGUUCUCCAGGAGUUCUGGGAGAAGCAGGAGCAGCCGGUCGGCGGGGAGCGAUGGGACAGAAGGGCCAACCAGGAGAACCAGGAGGUCCAGGAGCUCCAGGACCACAGGGACACGGAGGACCGCCGGGUCAGGAUGGCAGAGACGGUAUUGGACCUCCAGGACCUCGAGGUGCAAAGGGAAACCCUGGAUUCCCCGGCUAUCCGGGUCUGACGGGGGAAGACGGGCUGCAGGGACCUGCAGGAGAACCCGGACGCAAAGGGAACCGAGGGCGAGCGGGGAACUCAGGCCUGGCUGGAGAAUCCGGAGCGCCCGGAGAACCGGGAUACCCAGGACACAAGGGUCCCAGAGGUUCGCCUGGAUUCAGAUCUAUGACUGAGUGUCAGCUGGUCGCCUACGUCAGAGACAACUGUGCUUGUUCCUUGGGUCACUCGGCGUGUCCAGCCUAUCCCACGGAGCUGGUCUUUGGUCUGGACAUGUCUGACGGCGUGACGCCGGCCGGCUUCGAGCGGCAGCGCUCCGCCCUCCUGUCUCUGCUGGAGGACAUCAGCGUCGCAGAGAGCAACUGUCCCAGAGGCGCCCGCGUGGCGGUGGUGGGAUUCAGCGCCCACCCCAAAUACCUGAUCCGCUUCCAGGACUACCGGCAGAAGGCCCAGCUGAAGGAGGCGGUGCAGAACAUCGCCUUGGAGAGGACGUCCAACAAGCCGCACCUGGGCGCCUCCAUGCGCUUCGUUGGUCACAACGUCUUCAAGCGUGUGCGGUCUGGAACAAUGCUGAGGAAGGUUGCUGUUUUCUUUACCGCCGGCCGUUCAGAGGACGUUAGCGACAUUGUGACCGCUGUAAUGGAAUACCGAGCCCUGAACAUCAUCCCAGCCGUUAUUUCAUUAGCCAGAGCUCCUGAGAUCCGUGGUGCCGUGGAGGUUGAUGACUCCGGUAACUCCAUCUUCACGCUGCUGACGAGGAAGGAGAACCUGGCUACUGACCUGAGGAAGAUCAAGAACUGUGCAAUCUGUUACGACCCCUGCAGGCCUUCAGAGGAGUGCUCCUUCAUCCGGGACCCGGCGCCGCCGCAGCAGGCGGACCUGGACCUGGUGAUGGUUCUGGACGGCUCCAGGGAGAUGCGGGCGGAUGAAUACGCCGGCGCCAAGCAGCUGCUGGGUUCUGUGGUGGAGCAGCUGGCCGUAAGCCCUCAGCCCCGCAGACCUGGAAGCCAGGCCCGAGUGGCCGUGGUCCAGCAGAGCGAAGCUCAGGCCGCUAAGGUGGAGUUCAACCUGCAGGCCUACCAGAACCAGGACCAGAUGAAGAACCACCUGCUGGACAGGACGCGGCAGCAGAGCGGCUCCUCGCUUCUGGGACGAACGCUGGACUACGCCCUGCAGGAGGUGCUGCUGAAGGCCGGCCAGCCGCGCAGCAGGAGGGCUCUGCUGACCGUGGUGGCCACCCAGACGGCCUACGGCGACCGGGCCAAGCUGCGCUACGUGGCCCUGAAGGCCAGGUGUGAAGGCGUGGCCGUGUUCGUGGUGGCGGUGGGCGAUCGCUACAAUCAGACGCAGGUGGAGGAGCUGGCCGGUCUACCUGUCCAUCAGCACCUGAUCCACGUCCGCCAGCUGAAGGCCGAGGAGCAGGGCUACGUUCAGCGCUUCUUCAGAGUCUUCCUCUCCGUCCUCAACAAGGGAAUAAACUCGUAUCCUCCCGCUGACCUGAAGGAGAGCUGUGCAGGGCUGGUUGGUCAGGAACAAGGACAGAUCUCCUUCACAGAGGUGCUGGCUGAUGGCGGGCAGACCUAUGUGGAGGAGUUUCUGGAGCAGACAGGUGGUCAGACUCAGACCGACCUGCUGGACAUCAUCCAGAGUCCGGCCAGAGGAGACGUUCGGACGUCGGCGCUGGGAACGGAUGUGAACGGUAGCCGACACUCAGUCCAGUCCAAACAGCUUCAUUCAGACACGGGGAGGUGUGGUUCUUUGACAAAACCAUGGCUGCAUGCUCCCCGUUCUGGUACGGCGGCUGUGGCGGCAACGCCAACCGCUUUAGCACGGAGCGCGAGUGUUUCCAGGCGUGUGGCGUCCAGACUGUUUUGUCUCACAGAUCCCAACGCGAGGCUGCAGAUGGAGAUCCCGGUCUCCUCUGAAGACCCCUGCCUCCUCCCCCAGGACCCGGGCCGCUGCGUGGACUACACCGUCAUGUGGUUCUUUGACAUGGUCCAGAGAGAGUGCGCACGCUUCUGGUACGGCAGCUGCGGGGGGAACGCCAACCGCUUCAGGACCAAGGAGGAGUGCGAGAAGAUGUGUGUGAGGCAGACAUGAUGAGGAGGAUGAAGGUGACGGCUGGAGCGGAGGCCGCAGGACUUCACGGCACCAGCAGGAGGCGUCUUCUUCUUCUUCAACACGGACUAUGGAGCCCCUGAAGGGUCACACUGAGGAGGUCUUCUCCAGGGUUUCCAACAAAAGUUCCCUCUGAUCUGUUCAAAGAACCCGUUUUGUCUGUGAAGACCUUUGUUCACCAGAUCUGCAUUCAUCUGUUGGUCCUUCACACCCAGAUCAUCAUUACAUUCCCAACGUUCUCAGGCAGCGAGGACUCUGCAGCGGUACGGAGCAUUUCAGAGCUGCUAGACGAGCCCAGAGUGUCCGGCUGGAUCUCAGGAGGUCUGAGGUCCAGCCUUCAGAAGCAGGAGGAGCUUCCUGAGAACAUCAGCCCUUCAUCUGGGAUGCAGAAGCACCAUCUCCAAAAAGCAGAGCAUCAUCAAAGACCAAACUGAGCAUGAAGACAGAGGUGGUGAGCAAAGGUCCUGUAGAGAAGGUCUGGGUCCAGAGUCCAGAUCCUGUUCAGCUUCAGCAGAACUUUCCCAUCAUUCUGGACUCUGACUGGACCAGAGAAAUGUUCUGCUGUCAGGUUCUCCUGCAGCUUCCAUUCAGCUGGACUCAGAACCUACAAUCGGAUCUUUGCUGCGACCGGGCGGUUCUGUAAAGGUUCUGGGAACUUUGGUUGGAAAAUGCUCCUCGGUUUGGAAACGGCAAACUCGGUGUGACCCUUCAGGGCCGCCGUAGGACUCCUGUAGGCCCGUCACCAGACUGAGCAGGUGCUACUUUAAUGGACCCGAGGAUCAUCUGGUCACAUUUUAAUGUUUAGAGGGAAUCAAAGGUCCGUUUUCUUCUUCAUGGAUCAUUAAGGUGGUUGAGGGAGAACAACAGCGCCCCCUUCAGUCCCGUCCCUGACAGCACUGGUGUGAAAGCAGUGCUGUCAGGGACGGAGAUCUCUGACCUUCUCUAGAUGGUCCAGAGUUCUGGUUCCUCCCUGGUUCUGCCCUCAGCCCAGCCUGCAGGGUUUCUGCAGCGUUUAGCUCUGAUGGAAGGAGGCCGAUUGGGUUUCUGUGUCGAUGCAGCCAUAAUUAUUCUGCAGGUUUCAUUUUAAAGCUCCUGCUGUUUCAUAAAGUCAUGCAGCAAUGGUCCCAAGGCCCGGAGAAGACAACAGCUCUGAGCUUCCCGUUGCACGGACUCAGGCAGCAGGCCUGGGUUUAUAGCUCCCAGCCUGAUCACCGUGUCCUAAAACCUGUCGCCCAGUGAAAUAAUGUCCAAACAUUCUGGCUGGUUCUGAUACCAGAACCAGAACCUGAACAUGUGUAAUGUACUGCUGCAGAAACUGAAUAAAACCAUUAGAACGGG
Fundulus heteroclitus (mummichog) is the source of this 9767-nucleotide messenger RNA. It is a transcript of the gene col6a4a, whose product is annotated as collagen, type VI, alpha 4a. Gene Ontology annotation, molecular function: serine-type endopeptidase inhibitor activity. Lineage: Eukaryota; Metazoa; Chordata; Actinopteri; Cyprinodontiformes; Fundulidae. The coding region runs from base 117 to 8411 and encodes 2764 amino acids. The transcript has 42 exons. The record is from RefSeq and is a predicted model, not a curated record.